Messenger RNA from Hippopotamus amphibius kiboko, 1140 nucleotides. It is a transcript of the gene FOXL2, whose product is annotated as forkhead box L2. The record is from RefSeq and is a predicted model, not a curated record. Lineage: Eukaryota; Metazoa; Chordata; Mammalia; Artiodactyla; Hippopotamidae. The coding region runs from base 1 to 1140 and encodes 379 amino acids. The transcript has a single exon. Gene Ontology annotation, molecular function: RNA polymerase II cis-regulatory region sequence-specific DNA binding; DNA-binding transcription factor activity, RNA polymerase II-specific. Gene Ontology annotation, biological process: regulation of transcription by RNA polymerase II; anatomical structure morphogenesis; cell differentiation.
AUGAUGGCCAGCUACCCCGAGCCCGAGGACGCUGCGGGGGCUCUGCUGGCCCCGGAGACCGGCCGCGCAGCCAAGGAGCCCGAGGCGCCGCCGCCGCCGCCGAGCCCGGGCAAGGGCGGCGGCGGCGGCGGCGCUGGGACAGCCCCGGAGAAGCCGGACCCAGCGCAGAAGCCCCCAUACUCGUACGUGGCGCUCAUCGCCAUGGCGAUCCGCGAGAGCGCCGAAAAGAGGCUCACGCUGUCGGGCAUCUACCAGUACAUUAUCGCCAAAUUCCCGUUCUACGAGAAGAACAAGAAGGGCUGGCAGAAUAGCAUCCGCCACAACCUCAGCCUCAACGAGUGUUUCAUCAAGGUGCCGCGCGAGGGCGGCGGCGAGCGCAAGGGCAAUUACUGGACGCUGGACCCGGCCUGCGAGGACAUGUUCGAGAAGGGCAACUACCGCCGCCGCCGCCGCAUGAAGCGGCCCUUCCGGCCGCCGCCCGCGCACUUCCAGCCGGGCAAGGGGCUCUUUGGGGCCGGUGGUGCCGCGGGCGGCUGCGGCGUGGCAGGCGCGGGGACCGACGGCUAUGGCUACCUGGCGCCCCCCAAGUACCUGCAGUCCGGCUUCCUGAACAACUCGUGGCCGCUACCGCAGCCGCCCUCGCCCAUGCCCUACGCCUCCUGCCAGAUGGCGGCGGCCGCAGCGGCGGCGGCGGCGGCGGCGGCCGCCGCAGGCCCGGGCAGCCCAGGCGCGGCCGCGGUGGUCAAGGGGCUGGCGGGCCCGGCCGCCUCGUACGGGCCGUACUCACGCGUGCAGAGCAUGGCACUGCCUCCCGGCGUAGUGAACUCGUACAACGGCCUGGGAGGGCCGCCCGCCGCGCCCCCGCCGCCGCCGCACCCGCACUCACACCCACAUGCACACCAUCUGCACGCGGCCGCCGCACCCCCGCCAGCCCCGCCGCACCACGGGGCCGCCGCACCGCCCCCCGGCCAGCUCAGCCCCGCCAGCCCGGCUACUGCCGCGCCCCCGGCACCCGCGCCCACCAACGCACCGGGCCUGCAGUUCGCCUGCGCCCGGCAGCCCGAGCUCGCCAUGAUGCAUUGCUCUUACUGGGACCACGACAGCAAGACCGGCGCGCUGCACUCGCGCCUCGAUCUCUGA